Leguminivora glycinivorella is the source of this 1279-nucleotide messenger RNA. RefSeq lists its product as uncharacterized. Bases 169 to 1155 code for a protein of 328 amino acids. NCBI's taxonomy places the organism in Eukaryota, Metazoa, Arthropoda, Insecta, Lepidoptera, Tortricidae. Gene Ontology annotation, cellular component: site of double-strand break; nucleus. The transcript has 7 exons. Gene Ontology annotation, biological process: double-strand break repair. The record is from RefSeq and is a predicted model, not a curated record. Gene Ontology annotation, molecular function: protein binding; DNA-(apurinic or apyrimidinic site) endonuclease activity; 3'-5' exonuclease activity.
CCCAACUUCUGGAUCGAACACUUCGAUGAAUUGCGGGAGAAGGGGGCGUUCCCGGGACGCAUAUAGUGCUUCUAUAUACACCUCUAACGUGUACCUAGUCCGCCUUUGUUAUCGAUAUUGUUUUCGAAGUUUUUCAUUGGUUUUUGCUGUUAUUUAUUUAUUUAUGAAAUGUAUAAACUAGUGCGCAUUGAUACAGAGGAGCCUAGUGAAAUCCAGCUUCCGGCAGGAACGUAUUUAAUCGGUAGAGAUAAAUUAAUUGGAUUUGACGACAAACGACUAUCUUACAAUCAGGGUCUCAUAAUCGUUAAAGAGGACAGCGUUACUAUCGAAUCGGCACAGCGAAAAAUUUACCUAACUAAAAAAGGUUCCAAAGAAAAAGAUAUAUUAAACAAAACUUUCAAAACAACAUUAGACUUUGGUGAUCAAUUUGGGUUCUUAGAAAACUCCUUUUGGUUUGAGUUGCAAAGUAAUGAACCUAUUCAAAGAGCACUAAAGGAAAUCAAUGUAAAUACUUCAGACAACUCACUGCAGUUCACCAAAGAAUCAGUAGUUCCUACGAGUCCUUUAGAUGAUGAAAAGCCGAGAAAGAGAAAAGGAUGGGAGAAUCCUGUGAAGAGGAAUACAAAGAAGAGAAGGAAGGAGGAAUCAGAGGAUGAGGUGUCUGAUGAACAGACUAGUCAGGAGGUUGAGAGUGAUGAAUUGAAUGGUUCUGUGGGAGACGAGAACAGUAGACCUUCUUCAAAGCGUGAACGCUGUGAAUAUGGAGGAAAUUGUUACAGUCUGCGUGCACUUCGCCCCAACCCAGCUCACAAAGCGCACCUAGCGAAGUACUCACACCCGCGCGACAACGACUGGGGCACGAAGAAGAUAUGUCCACAAGGCAUUCGGUGCGAAAUUCGGGAUGCGAAACACUUUAAGAACUACAAGCACCCGCCAGAAUAUAUCAGGUUUAGGAAACAUCGGCCUGGUCAAAAUACGUCUGACUCAGAUUCUGACAGCAGCCAAGAAUACCGCAGUGAUCGCUUGCUAAGAGCCAAGCGGGAAAGAAAACCUCCGCUGAAGGAAGAUUUAGAGUUAGAAGACUUGGAGGGCUCAGAAUCUGAAGAAGACCCUUUCGCGAGCGAUGGUAGUGAGGACUGGACUCCUGAACCAUAGACAAGAUUGCUUACUUUUUUUUAAUGAUUAUGUGCCAGACAGGAAUGGAUUAUGUUUUUGUGAUUGCAUUUUACUUUUAAAUAGGUUUUUUAAAUUUUUAUGGAUAAUAAAACAUGUGAUAUUU